AUGAAAGACGCCAUUGUCCAGGCUAGGCAACUUCACCGCAAAGAAAAGUAUGGUCUUGCACUAGAAAUCUUGAGGUCUAAUACCAGAGAGAUUGGUGCUCGCUCAUUGAGCCCACCCAAAUAUCUCACGACUGAUGACCUGUACAACAUGCUAGAUCUCAGAGCAGACCUACUCGUCAAAGAAAGCCACCUUCAUGAAGGACUUGAAGAUGCUACCAGCAUGGUUCGCAUGCAACCUAAAAACCCGAGAGGCUACUUGAGGUUGGGUCAGAUUUAUCUUCUUUUGGACAAAGCUAAAGAAGCCGCAGAUACGUACCGGCAAGCUUUAAAACGGAUUUCUCCAACUGAAGACUGCUACAAAAUGCUCGUAAAUUUACAAAAGAAGGCGAAUCGUAAAUUUCAGCAGUCUUUGGCUAUGAGAUGUGAUCCACUGGAAAAGCUUCCCAGAGAGCUUCUCUACCUUAUCUUUUCGAGGCUAAACCUCGAAGAGAGGUCAAAACUCACCCUUGUGAGCAAAAAGUGGAGAGUGUACAUUCUGAAAGAGCCCAAGUUUUGGAACAAUAUUCAAUUGAGGCUAGGAAAAAAGCAACGAGUGAGUUCUGAUACUCUUAUCGAGUUCAUCUCCAGAUCAACCCUCCCUCUUAAAUUGGAUUUGUUGGACACAACCAUUGUGCGGCCGGAAAGACUUUUGCAGUACAUCAGUUUUAACAAAAAAGUUCAAAUGAACUACCUCGCCUUGAUGAACUCGUCUUCUCUUUCAACCCAGCCACUGAUGGCCGCAAUCCGAGAGCGAAAUGCAAUCUUUCCUAAUUUAAGGGUUCUUAAAAUCCCCAGCAAUGCUCUAGACGUUGAUCUGAGAUGGUGCCUCCAAAACUUACCCGCAUUAGAGACGCUGGAGCUCACAGCUACGGCCCACUGUGCAAUGCACAGCGUAGAGCAGGCUGAACUUUCGGAUUCGAAUCUUAAAACACUAAAGCUCUAUGGGGGCGGAGCAGUGGUAUGCGUGUCUGCUUCACUAGCUUCACAACUGUCAUCACUCUCAAGUCUGCAUUCACUCAGCCUGCAUAGGGUGAUUGCGGAUUUUGAAUGUCUUGACCCAGUUUUCGAAAAUGAGCAACUGACUGAGUUUGGAUUUACGGCGUUUGGUGCUAGAGCGCUGAGAAUAGUCAUGCCAGAAUUCAAAAGUCCGCUAUUGAAAAGUCUGGCUUUGAACAAUGUCCAAAUCGACUUUAGCGGCUGGCGCCAGAAGGUAUCGCUCGAGUAUCUAGAGUUGAAAUGGGCAAACCUGUUGCCAUACUCAUUCGGCGACAUUUUGAACCGCUUAGGGUGUGAAGAGACCCUUAAAACCUUGGUUGCCCAUCGGUCCCAUUUUGCGUGGCCUAUUAGUUCCCCUGAGCGAGUUCUUGUAAACCUUGAUACAUUCCAGUUCACAGAAAUGGCUGCAGUCGACGACCAAUCUUUGUCCUGGCUUUUGCAUGCCCUCCGGCAUGUAAAAAGAGUGAACGUUGAUAGUAGCGAAUUCUCUGGUCCUGCUUUAAUGAAGCUUGUCAGGCUAGGUAUCACCCACCUUCGCUGCAAAGAAUGCCCCAUGAGCUACGAGUUUUUGGAAUGGCUGCAAAAGGGUACAGGCCAGGUGAAUGUUCGCUAUUAA
Messenger RNA from Wickerhamiella sorbophila, 1650 nucleotides. Its product is annotated as F-box/TPR repeat protein pof3. The record is from RefSeq and is a predicted model, not a curated record. Gene Ontology annotation, molecular function: protein binding. The transcript has a single exon. Lineage: Eukaryota; Fungi; Ascomycota; Dipodascomycetes; Dipodascales; Trichomonascaceae. The coding region runs from base 1 to 1650 and encodes 549 amino acids.